AAAUUCGAUGAAAUUCUGACUUUUACCACAGCGUAGCGGACGUUUCCGGUUGUGCAUUUACAUUUAAUAUACACUUAUGUUGUAGUAGACACUUUUGAGCAAAAAUCACGGCUGUGUCGCUUUUCUACCGCGGACUGAUGCUAUUCACGGUUAAUGAACAAUUUAUCCGUCCGCUCGAUCGAUGUACGUUGUCCGACAGAGCAGAGAACCAGUGAGUGGAGCUGAGAGGCGUCAAUGCUGUCAUACAUUUUUAUGAUAAUUAACCACAUUUGUGAAUUAUAUUAUCCAAUUACAUUAAAACCAAGUGUUAAAAAUGAUAAGAGAACCGAGGGAGACGGGUCUUCAGGAACGAUGUUUCUACGCGGUGAGGGAACACUUCGCUGUCCUGGGCGCGGACGCUGUCCUCGAUCUCCCAGCACCUCUCAUCGAGAUGCUCCUCCCGUACCUGACUGUGUGUCAGCUGGACGAGCUCCAGCCUCGGCUCAAUCAGAGAGGCAUAUCAACUUACUAUGGUUGGGUUAGAGUUCUGCAGUUCAUGUCGAGGAAGCUGUUCCAUACGGUAGACCUGCUCACGGAAGACGAGGUCAAGCAUGAAGUCAUGAGGAUGCUUUUCACGACCAUAUUCUAUGGCUACAAGAACAGCUAUGUGGUGAAGAACAGCACAAAUCUGAACACGCCUUCUUUCCUGUGGACUGCGGCAAAGUGCAUCAGGCAGUUUGUGGUGUCGGGCUCACGCGUUGAGCCUCUUCAAAGGUUAACUGCUGAGCAGCGGCCUCUUCUCGGCCUCCUGGAGAAGCAGAUCAGGAGCAUCGUUGGGUUUCAGGCCGUCGAUCUGUCAAAAAAGAAGGCGGAAACUGCGUUGUACGUCGUCCACCGGCUGCUCGACCACGGGGCGGCCUCAGAAGUUCUCGUGCAAGAGGGAUCUCCGAUCUUGCUGGCGUGGCUCCUACAUGGAAGGGGAUCAGAAUUUGUCAGUCUGGAGCUGAAGCGUCUCAUGGACGUUGAGAAGGAAAGUUUGUCAUCGGCCAGUGUCCAGGCUGCAGCCGCGGAGGUUAAUGAAGUGGCCCCAUGCAAACGCCGCAAGAUGGAUUCUCAGUCAGAGAUGGAGGAACAAGGAAAAGCAAGUCUAACAGUGGACCCAGAUGUUCUAUGUCACACCUUCUCUCCCUGUGAUGGUCCCUCACCUGGGCCAUGUCCACGGGGACAGAUCUCCGUUCUGGAGAUCAGGCAUUGUGAUUCUGACAGCCUCAGUGUGCUCAACUCCGCCCUGCCCACAUUUUUCUGCCUUCGCUCUCUAACCAUUCAUAACUACUUCACUUUCAGUGACACUGACGUGUGGAACCUGGCCUGUGCCCUGAAGAGGUUGUCCGAUAACCCUCGCAGCUCCCUCACUCAGCUGAACGUAAGCUACCUGUCAAAGGCCAAGCUCAUGGAUGUCCUGCUGGACGCCAACCCCAGAAUGACGACCCUGCACUUGGAGGUCCAGGACCGUUUAGUGCCGGAUCAACAGUCCGUACAACACCAUCCCAGGUUGUCAGAGGCAUCAGAGCUGUCCCUGGAGAAGCUGACGCUCAAAGUGGCCGUGUUCCAGACGCCGCUGCGUGUCGUCACGUCUCUGCUGAGACGCUCUCCUCGUCUCAGCUCACUCCACAUCGCAGGGCUGAGGUUACCGUUCAGCUCCUCUCUGAGCCCACUCCUCACCACGCUCUCGGAGUCAAAUCUCUGCCUGAAGACUCUCAACCUGGAGGACAUGAACCUGUCUGACUGUCUCCCUGAGAUCCUUCAUCUACUCAGACGCUGCAAGUUAGAAGAGCUGCACUGUAACGACUGUCGGCUCCUGGAGAAGUGCAGUGACAAGGAGGAGAGUCUGCAGCAGCUGGUGUCGGCUGUGAAGUCGGCGUUCUCGCUUCACACACUGAGUCUGGCUCAGAAUCGCCUCGCCAAGAAUGUGUGUGUGCUCGCUGAGCUCUUCUCUGGACCCUCACCGAGCUCACUGAAGCGACUGAACCUCAGCUCUAACUUCAUUCAGCCCGCUGAGCUGCUGGAGUUCACUCACAGGCUGAGGACACGGCGUCCCCCGCGGAGACUCGUCCUCGACCUGAAGAAGAACCCCGGCGACCGGGACCCCGACACAUGGAACGCAGCGCUCGGCGAACUCCGCCCCCUCUGUGUUCCUCUGGUGGAAUGCUGGAGAUCCACAAACACGAUGGCGGAACACGUCAGCGUCAUGUGACCGACGCCAGAGAAAGAGUGUGAGUUUGAUUUUCUCCUUAGGUUCCAAACAUCAGGUUCCAAAACUUACAUUUUUACAAAUUCACAAUCACAUGAUUGUAUGAGACAGUGGCGGCCAUUUUGAACCACAAAUGACAAAUGAAGCAGUUAAUGAGUUUCAAUAUGAACUGAAGGCUACAUAAUUAUGUUCUCCAACACACCUGGAAGGUAAAGGUGAGAUGAGGGAUGUUCAGCUGCAACUUCACCAACAGAUGUUUCUUAAUUUUAUAAUAAAUAAAUAAAUAAACAGAAACUGUGUUUAAGAGCUUUGGACUGCAGUGAAGAACUUUGAGCUUUGAUGGAGAGCUUUGGGCUGAGUACCUCUCGGUGUACAACCUGCCAGAAGUAGAAGAUUGUGUUGAGGAAUUUUGAACUCUCUCGCCGAACUUUGGACAUCAUUGAGGAACUUUUGAACUUUUUUGUGGAACUUUUAGAAAAUUGGAAACUUUCAACUUUGUUGAGGACUUUCAGAAACUCUGAACUUCGUUGAGGAACUUUGAACUUUUUUGAUGAACUUUGAACCUCUUAGUUGAAUUUUUAGAAAACUGGAAACUUUGAACUUUGCUGAGGAACUUUGAGAAAAUUGGAAACUUUGAACUACUUUGAGGAACUUUGAACCUUGUUAAGGAACUUUGAGAAGCUUUGAACUUUGUUGAGGAACUUUGAGAAAUAUUGAACUUUUUUCAGAAACUUUGAACUACCUUGGGGAACAUUGAGAAAUUCUUAAUUUAACAAACUGUGGAGGGCAGCAUCACACCUGUCAGUGUACAGCCUGCCAUAACUUCUCAGAAGAAGAAGAAGAAGAAUACCAAAAGUGUUGCUCAGUCCUUUCCUCUCAUGUUGCACGCUUGUGUAAUUUUCUUGUGUUGCAGGCAACUUCAUAUUUUUUUUAACCUGAUUGACACUGUAGACCUUUGAUGUUCAACUGAAAAUGUUCUUUUUUCCUCAUUAAAACGAACACAACUAAAUCAGGAGACUUUAACCUUAGAUUAAAUUAAAAAUGUUUUUAUUGAGCAACAAUUAUCAAUUUUUCAAUUUCACAUAAAUCGACUGUUUGACAUUUUUUUAAUGAUCAGCAUUAGCCAGUUGUUACAAACGACGCAUUUUUGUUCUAGAAACAAUAAGUCACUAAAACGUAAAUUUUUUCAUCCAAAUUUGACAAUUUUUUGUUUUUUGAUGACCAUUUUUUUUCUGUAUUUAAUAUUAAGCAUAUACAUUAUAUUUUAUUGAAAAUACUGUAUAUAAUUGAACUACAGUGGAGACAUAAAAUGUACAUUAAAUGUAGUUACAGUUAGCUGCCCUGAUUUCUAAAAAUCCUUAAAUAAAAACCCGUUUUGGGCGUUUCGUGGUCAGUUGUGCGUCAUAUUGGACGUGUUAAUUUUAAUUACGCAUCACGUGAUUCGUCUGUUGUGCACAGUGAUUGAAAAACAGUGUUUUGAUGUUUGAAUCUUUUAUUAAACCAGCGUCUGUUACACUUGAGCGUCUUCCCUCGGACAGAGUGAGUGACAGUGGACGUUCAGAUACAGACGGACAAAAACCCCGCAGGACGGACGAAGACGCGGCUUCACAGAGCCACCGCUGUCGUCUCCCCCCCACUGUCUUUAUUCUUUACGUAAGACGAACACCAUCAACACCGACCACCAAUUCAUCAUCAGUAAGAACCAAGUAGAAAAGAAAAAACGGACAAAAAUGGAUUAAAAAGAGCUUCAUGUUUUUCUUCUUUUUAAAGCUAAA
Molecule: messenger RNA, 4005 nt
Organism: Solea solea (common sole)
Lineage: Eukaryota; Metazoa; Chordata; Actinopteri; Pleuronectiformes; Soleidae
Gene: lrrc41
Product: leucine rich repeat containing 41
Exons: 10
Coding region: 314-2233 (639 amino acids)
Source: RefSeq, a predicted model, not a curated record